AUGGCUUCCUCAUUUAUUACAGACAUUGAUGAUGUAGAAAUGAGCUGUAAAGGCAUGCAACUUCUACUGAAUAAUGAUAUUGAUGCGUGUGAAGCUUUGUUUGAUCGAUAUCGAUUUUACUCACCAUUAAUGAAUGGCGGAUGGUCAUUUGUUUCAUUUAUGCGAGCUGUCAUAUCCUUCGAUGAUCAAAGACUAUCACAAGCUGGCCGUGAUUUAGCUGAAACAGAAAAACUCUGUGCACAUCAAAAUGCAUCAAAAUUUACUCGUACAAUAAAAUCUUCUGACUCAAAAACGAUAACACAUGAAGAAAGUCUCACUCGUCGAAUCAUUAUAGCUGAUUGUAAAUUAUAUCAAGCUAUGUUAACAUUGACCAAACAAGAAUUAUCUGGAUUACUUAGUGCUGGUUUACUUUUACGAAAAGCAUGGAAAACCUAUGAAAAAUUGCACAGUGAAUUAUUUGAAUUGUAUCGGUCUACAGAUUCUAAUGCAGAAAAAGAUUAUGGAGCAAAACCAGAAGAUAAUGCGAUUAUUGAAUUUGACAAUACUGACGGAAUGAAAAACGAAGAUGAAGAUGGUGAUGAUCUAUCUUUUAAAAGUUUUGAUAGUACAGCAAAUGAGUCAUCCCAUGAACUUUCAGCGUACACCAUAAAACGUCUUCUUGGAUCGGUGUCGUUUGGUUUUGGCCUUUUCCAGAUAGCACUUUCAUUUGUUCCGCCGAAAGUAAUGAGAUUAAUCAAAUUUCUUGGUUUUGAAGGCGAUCGAAAAUCUGCAUUAGCUGCACUGCGUUUUGCUAGUCAAACUACAGAUAUGAAAGCCCCAUUAGCAAAUUUAACGUUACUUUGGUAUCAUUGUAUUAUCCAACCAUUCUUUGCAAUUGAUAUUUCUAAUAUACCUGAUAUGAGUGAAGCAAAAGCUAUAUUAAGACGCAAUAAAGAAAAAUAUGAUAGAUCCACGCUUUUUAUUUAUUUUCAAGGGCGCAUUGAACGAAUUGAACGGGAUCUUCCAAGAGCCUUAUUAACAUUUCUUAAUGGGCUUAAUGCGCCAAAUAGUCAACAACAAAGUGCAGGAGUCGUAAAAUCCAAUGAAUUAGAUCAGGUAUUAAUUUAUGAUCUUGGAUUUUGCUAUUUAAUGAUGUUAGAUUUCGACCAAGCUUUAAAAUAUUUUACAAAAUUAAAAGAAGAAAGUCGAUGGUCGAAAGCGUUUUAUUGUUACGUUUGUGCAAUUUGUACUGCUGCUAAAAAUGAUGGGAAAACAUCAGCAGGAUUUGCUAAAGAUGGAAUUAAACUUCUUCAAAAAAGAUCCAAUCCAAUUGAAUUAUUCGCACAAAAACGAUUGGAAUAUUUGAAAAAGAAUUCAAUAUCCUCGUCUGCCGCACAUAUUCUUGUAUUUGAAAUGUUAUACUUAUGGAUUCUUUUACCAUCAUGUGAAAUACGAACAUUACGGCAAAUUUUACAAAUGGUUGAAGCCUAUGGUCAAGAUUCAAAAGAUGAUAGUAAACUUCGUUCCAUUAGUUGCCUGAUUGAAGGAGCCAUUCACAACGUACUUUUGCACUAUGAUGAUGCUCAAAAUUGUUAUGAAGAAGCCAUAGCUCGAGUAGAUGAUUCAAAAGUAAAUUUUACCAAAUAUAUAGUACCAUUUGCUACCUGUGAACUUGGCAUUCUUGAAUAUCUUCAGAGAGAAAAUCUUGAACAAGCCAAGGAAUUGCUGACAAAAGCUAAAGAAAAGCAUAGUGAAUACGAUUUUGAGAAUCGUCUACAAAUUCGAGCGAUGGCUACAACUAAAAUGAUUUGUUCCCAACAAGCAGCGGCAACAGCAGCAGGAGUUUCUACCAACUAG
Molecule: messenger RNA, 1836 nt
Organism: Rotaria socialis
Lineage: Eukaryota; Metazoa; Rotifera; Eurotatoria; Philodinida; Philodinidae
Source: the annotation of a GenBank genome assembly